Molecule: messenger RNA, 4753 nt
Organism: Synchiropus splendidus (mandarinfish)
Lineage: Eukaryota; Metazoa; Chordata; Actinopteri; Syngnathiformes; Callionymidae
Gene: slc44a1b
Product: solute carrier family 44 member 1b
Exons: 15
Coding region: 253-2565 (770 amino acids)
Biological process (GO): transmembrane transport
Cellular component (GO): membrane
Molecular function (GO): transmembrane transporter activity
Source: RefSeq, a predicted model, not a curated record
UCUCUGUUCUGACCCUGGUCAGAAUCACUUUAUUCCUAAGAGUGACAGGAAAACCAUCAGGACCAGGACCGUGACCAGGACCGGGAGUGCGACCACAGGACCAGUCAUCUUUGGACGAGCCUCCAGCUCUUAUAACCCUGCAGGACGAGAUUCCUGUCAUCAGCUGGUCCAGCUCUUUGGGAGGGCCAUCACGACCCCUCAGGUCUCACCAGGACAGCCAGGACCUCCGGGACCCUCUCUGACCCCAGAACCAUGUCACCAGGUUCCCAGCAGGUCCCACUCAGGAGGAAGAGGACAAAGAGAGAAUGGAGACCGCUGGAGGACCGGAGCUGCACGGACCUGCCCUGGUUCCUGCUCUUCACCGUCUUCUGCGUCGGCAUGGGGUUUAUCUGCGGCUUCACCAUCGUCACCGGCGGCGCUGCGCGGCUACUGUUCGGAUAUGACAGCUAUGGGAACACGUGCGGUCGGCGCAACGAGCCACUAGAGGGCGUGAGACUCAGCGGCCUGGACCACACGGACAGGAGGUUUGUCUUCUUCUUGGAUCCCUGCAACAUCGACAUCGUCCAGAGGAAGAUCAAGUCUCUGGCUCUGUGCGUUUCCUUGUGUCCACCCGAAGAGUUGCAGACCUACCAGGACCUGAAGAGGUUCGCCAUGGUCAACGGGUCGGAGUUGUGCUCCUAUGACUUGGCGGGUCACAAGUACCCAGGUCUUCCAGAAAGAUUCGCCAAGUGCCCUAAACUUCCUGUUCCUCCGAGUAAGCCGCUGCCACUCUUCAACCGUUGCACGCCACUGGACGUCUCCUGUUACGCUAAGUUUGCGGAGGCCGUGGUGACGUUUGUCAGCGACAACAGUGUUCUGCAUCGCCUGAUCGCUGGAGUGGCAGCCAGCAAGGAGGUCAUCGUGGGACUGUGUGUCCUGGCCCUGAUCCUGUCCAUGACUCUCAUGAUGAUCAUCCGCUACAUCUCGGCCGUCCUGGUCUGGAUCCUGACGGCGCUGGUGGUGCUCGGCUCCCUGGCCGGCACCAGCGUGCUGUGGUGGCUCUACAUCGAUCACCGCCUCUAUGGCAACGAGACCAAACUGACCAGAGAGGAGACUGCAAAGGAGGCAGAGCUUAGUGGAGACAGCGGCCAGGCACUGCUGGUGUACGCCGCUGCUGCCACUGUCUUCACUGUGGUGCUGCUGCUGCUGAUGUCAUUCAUGAGGAAGCGCGUUGCCCUGACCAUCGCUCUGUUCCACGUGGCUGGGAAGGUGUUCAUCCACCUGCCGCUGCUCACCCUGCAGCCCUUCCUCACAUUCCUGGCUCUGUUACUCUUCUGGCUCUAUUGGGUCCUGGUGCUGCUCUUCCUGGGCACCAGCGGGAACCCGGUCCAGAACGAAGAGACAGGUCUGACUGAGUUCCGGCUGACAGGUUCACUGCAGUACCUGACCUGGUACCAUGCAGUCGGCCUGGUUUGGAUCAGCGAGUUCAUCCUGGCCUGCCAGCAAAUGAUCGUCGCAGGUGCUGUGGUGACGUACUACUUCACCAGGGACAAGAACCGUCUCCCAGUGACCCCCAUCCUGUCCUCUGUGCUGCGGUUGGUCCGGUACCACCUGGGAACUGUGGCUAAAGGAUCCUUCAUCAUCACGCUGGUCAAAGUCCCCCGACUGAUCCUGAUCUACAUGCACAACCAACUGAAGGGGAAGGAGAACUCUUGCGCUCGCUGUCUGCUGAAGAGCUGCAUCUGCUGCCUUUGGUGCCUCGAGAGGUUCCUCAACUAUCUCAACCAGAAUGCCUAUGCUGCGACAGCCAUCAACAGCAGCAGCUUCUGUACGUCUGCGCGAGACGCCUUUGUCCUGCUGGUUGAGAACGCUCUGAGGGUGGCCACCAUCAACGCUGUCGGAGACUUCGUGCUCUUCCUGGGGAAGAUCCUCAUCGUCACGACCACCGCCUUCGCUGGUGUCCUGCUCCUGAAUUACCAGCGUGACCUGGCUGAGUGGCUGCUGCCGCUGAUCAUCGUGUGUCUCUUCUCCUUCCUGGUGUCCCACUGCUUCCUGUCCGUCUUUGAGAUUGUGGUGGACGUCCUCUUCCUGUGCUUUGCUGUCGACACGAAGUACAAUGAUGGCACGCCUGGCCGCGAGUUCUUCAUGGACAAGGCACUCAUGGAGUUUGUGGAGAGCAGCCGGCGAUUUGGGCGAGUGGAACGAGGGAGGAGUCGGGUGAAAGAGUCUGUGUCCGAGGGCGCUGAGAUGAAGCCGAUGGUGAGUGACGGGGGAGGCGGGGGUGGUGGCACGGAGGGGCAGAGCAGGCCGUCAGGCGAGGCUGGAGGCGGAGAGUGGGAGGAGCUUCAGGAGUUCCAGGUGUACUACCUGCUGGUGGGCAUGUUCGUGGACUGGGUGCUGACAGAACCCAGCGCUUUCGUGCUUUGCUUCACCGAGGACUUUGUCCUCUUCCUGUGCAUCUACCUGCCCACCUCCACCCUCUUCCUGUUCGUCAGCCUGCUGCACUCACCGUGCCAACCAACCCCCUGUGCUGCCAAACCCGCCGCCGUCGACGCCGCCCGCAGGACACUCACAGAACAUUGCUAGCAUGCAUGCCAACAGAUGUGUGCUAACCAAGGCAUGCUAAUGGAGGUGUCCUAACCAAGGCAUGCUAAUCGACAUGUGCUAACCAAGGCUUGCUAAUGGAUGUGCGCUAACCAAGGCAUGCUGAUGGACGAGUGCUAACUAAAGCAUGCUAAUGGACGUGUGCUAACCAAGGCAGGCUAACUUGAACUGAUGUUAACCGACGUGUGCCAAUGAAAGCAUGCCAACUGAUCUUUGCUCACAAAGUCAUGCUAAAAGGAUGUAUGCUAGUGAGUGGAUGCUCACAUGUGCCAAGCAAUUCAUGCUAACAGAUGGUGCCAAGCGAUCAUCAUCGUCACCUUCAUCGUCGAUGUUGCCUCUUUUUUCAUCCAUGUGUUUUCCAUCUUUGUAUAUCACCGCGGCGCUUCAGCGCCUUGUGACGUUUGCAUGUCCAAACUAAUAAAGUUUUUAUACAAACUAAUGCUGUCAAUCGAUUAAAAACAUGAAUUGCAAAAUUAAAAUGAUUGUUUGUGAGUCCAUAACAAGACUGGUUUCAGGAGAAAGAUUAUCGUUUUGUUUUGAACUGUGAUUCCAGGCAAACAAAUGCCUCUAUUUACUUGUGUAAAAUGAAUGGCAUCGCCAGUUGACUAAGCGUGUUGUGGUGACUGUCACCAGCACGAGCAAUAAAAGUCACCUCACAUCCAUAGGGAAUCUCUUUGUAUCUUUCUCACAGUUGUGGAAUGUUUAAAAUAACAUCCCACAUCAAAGUGUAAACCGCAACAAAAUAAUGUGCAGUUAUACAUUUCAAAAUGAUAUUGACAGAUUGUUAGAAAAUAGAGCAUUCAUUUGAGAGGAACAAAUAUAUCAACGGCAAAUCUGUUUUUUAAAUGGAAGACUGCAAAUGAAGACCUCAAACUGAAGGACAGCAUCAGCAAACACAUGAUAAGUUUGGCUCUUUGGCUCAUCCUUUUGUCUUUCACUCCAGUUUACCUCCAUAUUCUGGCAGCUUUUUAAUGACUUUGUCUUUCAGCGACCGUGGCUGACAGAGCUAGAUAACCAUCUGCAUGUGGUAACAUGACUCAUCAAACAUGCAUGUUUUCUCUUUUUUUGCAUCACUUAUGCAGCCAAACGUUUCUUUCCUUUCACUUUUUUCAAACAAAGUUUUGGUGUGUGUGUGUGUAACCUAGUGAUGAGACUCCUUUCCAUUCCCAGGCUCCGGGAACGAGCUCGGUCUGAGCCACAGCACAGCGACUCUUUGAGGAUAAGAGACAUUCCACAAGUCCAUUUUCACGUGUGACAUGUUUACGACGGUUCGACUCCAGGGAAACUUUUAAUACGAACUGUAAAACGUAACAAACAAGCACUUUAUACAGAAGCGCUGCAAAUGUUUUUAUAGUGAUGUCGUUUUCUAAAGCACUAACCCUGGCCCUGCCCUGUUUUCACCCCUCUGCUGUGGCGGACGUGACCUGUUGUUGUAGAGACGACUUCCAGUGUGCAGAGCUACGGACGCCUGGCUUCACUGUGUAAAAUCUCCAGGCUGAGUAGGUGGAGCUUCCUGUGGAGGCGGCAGCUGAUUGGUUGGCAAUAAAAAGACACACACGUGGCGAGGUCAGCCGUCAUGAGUCUUCACGCUUCCACGGCUCUCCGGCGACGAGCGGCGGCCAAACACUGAUGGACUCAGAUCCACGACGACGUGCUCCGGAUCCCAGUUCGAGACUUCUGACUGUUUGUCGCUUUGUUGCCAGGCAACCAUACGUUUCCCAGCAUCCAUGGCAGAUGUGGCCACAGAGACCAAUGUAUGAACUUGGAUCUCCCAAAGGUCCCGCUACAGAUUGGUCACUAUCACGCCUGGGCUGUAUUACCAUGGCAACGUUGGAUCACAUGACACAAGGAUAAAACCUGGCGAUUAACGUCUAAUGAGUGCGACACAAGUUAACACUAACGGACCGGUUCCACGUUUUAAAAAGUCGGUUAACUUGAGAACUAAACCACCUUUCGUUUUGUCUCUGAAUCAGAAGCAGAACUGUCGGACCUUUUUUCAUGAGCCAGAAGGCAUCUGGACUGUCGUCGACACACGAGUUUACGAUAAAACUUGUAACUUGUUUCCUUCUUUCCUUCAGUUCCAGGUUUGUUUUUAUAUUUAUCAUUUCUUACGUCGACUGUUUUGUAGGAAAACAAUAAAGAAAACUUGAAACGUGUGCGCCUCCAGAAU